Molecule: messenger RNA, 6535 nt
Organism: Passer montanus (Eurasian tree sparrow)
Lineage: Eukaryota; Metazoa; Chordata; Aves; Passeriformes; Passeridae
Product: ras and Rab interactor 3-like
Exons: 28
Coding region: 1430-6535 (1701 amino acids)
Biological process (GO): intracellular calcium ion homeostasis; calcium ion transmembrane transport; signal transduction
Cellular component (GO): membrane
Molecular function (GO): calcium, potassium:sodium antiporter activity; calcium channel activity
Source: RefSeq, a predicted model, not a curated record
CAGUGUGUACCAGAGCAUCCUGAGCAUUGUUCUUCUGCAUCUUACUAUAGUGGAUAGAAAUCACAAGCAAAACUAGAAAACACACUUGAACAAUGGGAAAACAGAGAAUUUGUGACAUUUUAUUUGUGAUUAUUUGUUUAUGUGGGUAUUUGUAUUGGAAUUAUGAAACCAUGACAAACAAUGCCAGAUAUGUGUUGAAUGUUCUGAAGAAUAUACACAAUGAUCCAGUGGGAACCACCUGAAAGGCUUCUGUCGUAUACCAAAUGCUGUAUCAAAAGGAAGAUCAGUUGAGUUAAUCCCGUUUUGUCUACAUUCUCAUGCGUUUCUGGGAGGAAUACAGAACCGAUGCGAGCGCUGUAGGAGGAAGUUCCCACGACUCGUUGGCUAACAGUAACCACUUAAUUAAUGUAAACAUAAAAAUUUAGUUAAAAAAAAAAAAAGAAAUCUCAGUGGCACAGCCUAGAACUAACCACCAUUCCACAAAAUGGGUCAUUAAUUUCUCAUCCUAAACGCCCGGCAGUGAAACCGCGCAGAAGCGCCAUUCUCCCCAUGGAAGCCCAUUUAAAACGCAUCUCCUGAGACAGGUGGAAGAGCCCCGAGCCACCGGCGCUCCUCGCGGCCCCGGGCGCUGCUCGCGUCCCAGCGCGCUGCAGCCCCUCAGGCGCCCCGGCCCCGGCCCCGCUCCGUGCCUCUGCGCGGCGGCACCUACCGCUGCCCGCUGCCCUCCGCGCAGGACGCCGAGGGCGACGCCGAGAGCCGGGCAUUCCGUGUAUAGGGGAGAGGAUUAAUUUCGCCACUUAAUUCCUUCCCCCCGGCCCGGCGGUGGGGGAGGGCACAUGCGCGUUGCCAUGGGUGCCGGAGGAGCACCCAGAAAGUUGCGGGAGAGGGGCGGGGAGAAGGGGCCGAGCCGCCCGCCGGGGUUGAGAGCCCGCCCGGCGCCGCGCUGAGAGCCCGCCGGCAGCUGCUGUCACCGCGGGGCUGAGUCGCCCACCUGCCGCCUACGGCUGGCGCGGGGGAGGGAGAGAGGAAGGGGAUAAACUUCAAACUUGGCCGGGCGGGCAGGGAGCCGCAUGGAUGUGUCCGUCCCUCGGCGCUGACUCGCAGCCCGCGGCGCGCUGUGAGGCGGCCGCUGCCCGAGGAGCGCGGGGCGCCGCCGCGCCUCUUCCUCCGCCGCCGGCCAUGGGGCGCGGGGCUCAGCCCGGCCCCUGAGCGCGACGCCUCCCCCCGCUCCGGGCUGCCGCCGCCUCCCCUCCCGCCGCCACCUGCCUCUCGCUCCGCUGCGCCGCUGCCGACCUGAGGCCCUGGGCAUCGGCUUCUCUUCGCGCUGCAGCCCGACCGAAAUGGAGCCGUCCGCGGGAAGCCGCCGGGAGUGAUCCCCGCUUUCCCACCGACCCCACUGGCCGCCCCCUCGGCGCCCGCGCUCGCUCCGAUGGAGCUGGAGGAGACGCCGCUCGCCCCUCAGAAGACCAUGCUGCUUAUGCUGAGGAAAGUUCGCAAGAGGCGGGAGAUGCUGCUGCAGCAGCUGGGCUUCAUCUGCGCCAUCCUCUUCUUCGCCUGGUGCAUGUCCAGCCUGCUCUCCAGAGCGGGCCAAGAAUCAGCGGUUGCAGACAGAAGCAUUGUAUCAGGAAUAUGGAGGAAUAGAAGGUUGAUGGCAUCACCUAAUGGGACACAUGAAGAGAAGAACUGUACAGAGCCAGCCAUUAAUGAGUUUCCUGACGAUAUAUUUACAAAUAAAGAACGUCAGCAAGGAGGAAUUCUGCUUCAUAUCAUUGCUGCUCUUUAUAUGUUUUACGCUUUGGCCAUAGUAUGUGAUGACUUCUUUGUUCCAUCCUUAGAGAAAAUUUGUGAGAAACUACAUUUGAGUGAAGAUGUUGCUGGAGCCACAUUCAUGGCAGCAGGGAGCUCCACCCCAGAACUGUUUGCAUCUGUUAUAGGUGUAUUUAUCACUCAUGGAGAUGUAGGAGUUGGGACCAUUGUUGGUUCAGCAGUUUUCAACAUCCUCUGCAUUGUUGGUGUCUGUGGACUGUUUGCAGGACAGGUGGUUUGUCUCACCCAGUGGGCAGUGUUCCGGGAUUCUGUAUACUACACAAUAUCUGUGAUUGUACUUAUUGUGUUCAUAUAUGAUGAGAAAAUAGAAUGGUGGGAAAGCCUUGUACUCAUCAUUAUGUACUCAUUCUACAUACUUAUAAUGAAGUACAACGUGAGGAUGCAAAAUUUCUUCACUCUUAAAAGCAAGAAUGUUGGAAAUGGUGACACAGUCAACAAUGAGCUGGAAGAUGGUAAUAAAUGUUAUGCCUCUAGUUGUGAUGACCCAUCCAUUCCAUUACUAUGGAAAGUGAAGGGGAUACAGCAGUAUGGCAAAAACAGUGUUGUGAUGGUGGAUGAGAUCAUCUGCUCCAGCCCUCCCAAGUACCGGUUCCCUGAAGCUGGAUUACGGAUUAUGAUCACAAAUAAGUUUGGACCACGCACCAGAAUGCGGAUGGCAAGCCGACUCAUCAUUAAUGAGCGCCAGCGGUUAAUCCAGUCUGCCAAUGGCUCAAGCAAAGCACUUCAGAACAGGAGACAAGAGAAUAUUGAAAAUGGAAACAUCCCUGUGGGCAACCAAGAGGAGGAAAAUGAACAGGACAGUCUAACUCCAUUUUCAGUGCCAGAGGGAAAAAUGAACAAAAUUAAAUGGCUUUUGACAUGGCCAUUGAUAUUCGUGCUGUUUACCACAAUUCCAAACUGCAGCAAGCCACGCUGGGAGAAGUUCUUUAUGCUGACAUUUAUCUUGUCCACUCUCUGGAUUGCCUUGUUCUCCUACUUCAUGGUGUGGAUGGUGACUGUGAUUGGAUACACCCUUGGGAUACCAGAUGUGAUCAUGGGCAUUACUUUCCUGGCUGCAGGAACAAGUGUCCCAGACUGCAUGGCCAGCUUAAUAGUAGCAAGACAAGGCCUUGGUGACAUGGCAGUAUCCAAUACAGUAGGGAGCAAUGUCUUUGACAUUCUGGUGGGCCUUGGUGUUCCAUGGGGUUUGCAGACCAUGGCGAUCGAUUAUGGAUCAACUGUAAGAAUAAACAGCAAAGGAUUGGUUUAUUCAGUUGCACUUUUGCUAGGAUCAGUGGCACUUACGGUGUUUGGAAUCCAUGUAAAUAAGUGGAAACUUGACAGGAAGUUAGGCAUCUACGUGUUGCUUCUUUAUGCUAUUUUCCUGUGUUUAUCUAUAAUGAUAGAGUUCAAUGUCUUCACCUUUGUCAACUUCCCUAUGUGCCGAGAAGAACUUCAAGGGGGCUGCCGAACAGGAGUGCCACCGGCCGUGGCUGCGAGCACAUCUGUGAGCCGCAGCCUGCACAGCUGGCGCGGGUUCGCUCGGGUUUCCCGCACAGCAAGCCCGGAUCGCUGCAGCAACCGCGGGUCAAGCGAGCUCCGAGCCCCACGGGAGCUCCCCGGCGUGCAGAGCUGCUCGUCUGCCAGCAGCCACACAGCCCCAGCACUAGCUUUUGCUUUGACUGGGAAUGCUUUUGCAAAGCUGUCCUCUGCCAGCGUUAGACAUUUCGUUUUCUCAGGAUGUGGAAGUUCUGCUCAGCGAUGGGAAGGAAUUGCUUUUCUGACCGAGGAACUCUCAAGCCACUGUGAUACAGAAAGUGACUUAAAGUUUGCUGUAAUGAUGAAAACAUCAGCAGGAGAGAAGGGAGCCAGGGAUGACUCAGGCCCUGUCAGACAUGCCAGUGAAGAGGGGAAAGAGACACAUCUCUGUCCGGCCAAUGCUGUGCGAAAUUGCCUCCAGCUUCCAGGGAUCAGCAUCCUUGACAAACUCAUCAAGACAUGUCCUGUCUGGCUUCAGCUGAACAUGAGCCAGGAAAGGGCCGGGGCGAUCCUUGGCAAAGAAACAGCAGGGAUAUUCUUAGUUAGGAAAGAGAGCAGUGUGAGCAACAUGGUCCUUGCAGUCCGCCUGCCAGUGCAGAACGAGGCUCCUGGUGUGCUGGAGUACAACAUUAAAGAAGAAAAAUCAAUCCUGUACCUGGAAGGAUCUGUCCUUGUAUUUGAGGAUGUUUUCAAACUGGUUGCCUUCUACUGUGUCAGCAGGGAUUUGCUGCCCUUUACCCUGAAGUUGCCACAAGCAAUAUUAGAAGCCAGUAGCUUUCAAGACCUUGAAAUUAUCUCUAGUCUGGGGAUAGAUUUCUGGGAUUCCUACUUAAACCACAGAAGGCAGGACUUAUCCCACCCUGCAAAAGACACUGCUUUGAGCACUGCCCAGGCAGACAGUUUAAGAUCUACCCAGUGUUUUGCAAGUAGCACAAACCACUGCUCAUGUGAAAUUGAGCUGUCAAUAGGAAAUGACAGGCUGUGGUUUGUGAAUCCUAUUUUUAUAGAAGAGUGCAGUAAUCCUUGUCCUCCAGAUGUAUCUUCUCCUAAAGGCCACUCUGGGAGCACUGAACUCCCCCCUGCCACCAUGAUUACUGAAAGGAGGUCUCUUCGACGGCCUCCUCCCCCUCCACCUUCUCAUGCUCUCAUUCAGAAAUCUUCCCUGAAGCUCCCACAGGACCCCAUGACUGCCUGUGAAGAAAACAAGCUACUUAUUAAGCCACUAGGAAAGAGCUUCGAGGAAAUGAAAAUUGAGAGCGGUGAUGAUAAAGAAGAAAGGAAGCAGAGCUGCCUGGCCAAUGCGCCCUUGGCAGGGAGCCCCAAGAAGGGCUCCCAACCCUCUGCUCCCCCACGGAGGCGGCUGAGUGAGAGGACCUCAGAGGAGAGCUGUGUGGGUAAUCUUGAAAAUUGUGAAACACUGAAAGGGGAAGGAACAGAAGAAAACCAAGAUACAAGUCGAGAGAGCAGAGAUAAAACACUGCUGUGCAAAAAGGCUGUAGAGGUGCCUGGGGAGGUUCCCAAAAAGGCUGUAUCACAGUUUCAGGAGACAAAGCCUGAAGCUGCAGAGAAGGAGGACAUGCCUAAGAUACAAAGCAAUGCCACUGAGAAGGGAAAGUCGCCUCCUAUCCCACCACCAAGAAGGAAGAGAAUUUCCCAGGUACCAAGGAACCCCAGCUCCUGCCAGCCGAAGCAAAGAACAGCGGGAGAGACGGCCGUGGCCACAGAGCAGGCUGUGUGCAAGGGCAGCCCAGCUACAGUGACGGGUGGUGCCACUUGCACACACACCAAGACUGAACCAGGACAUGGCCACAAAUCUGAGCUGGAAGGGUCACACUUGUCCCUGGAGGACCUGGGAGGCAGCACCGUGGCUCAGGCAUCAACAUCCGAGCCAGACUCCUACUCCACCAGCAGCACAGAGGAUGACCUGGAGAUGCUGAGUAGUUCAUCUGGUAAAAAGACACGCUCCGUGAUCUUGGCCAAGGCCAAAAACAGGCUGUCCUUGGUGAACCUGUCCAACGUCUUCACAGUCUUUUUGUCUAGUGACAGGAAGCUGCAGAAGAAGAUAGUGGAGCUGGCACAGGACAAGGAGUCAUACUUUGGCAACCUGGUGCGGGACUACAGAGUGUACAGUUUAGAGACGAUGGCAAAGCAGAGCUCCAGCACAGAGAUGCUACAAGAGAUCCGGCUGAUGAUGACGCAGCUGAAGAGUUACUUAGUGCAGAGCACUGAGUUGAAAUCUCUGAUAGACCCAGCCUCCUACACCGAGGAACAGUUAGAAGUGAUUGCUGAGACAGCUCUGUACAAAUGUGUCCUGAAACCUUUAAAGGAAGCCAUUAAUUCUUCCUUAAAAGAAAUACACAGCAAAGAUGGAUCUUUACAGCAGCUGAAAGAGAACCAACUUGUGAUACAAAACACAACUACCACUGACCUGGGUGUCACAACCAGUGUGCCUGAAACUGCUGUGCUGGAAAAGAUCCUUCACAAGUUCACGACCAUGCACAAGACCUACUCUCCACAAAAGAAAAUUGCCAUCUUGCUGAAGACCUGCAAACUCAUCUAUGACUCCAUGGCUCAGGGAAAUCCAGGGAAGCCCUAUGGUGCAGAUGACUUCCUCCCAGUGCUCAUGUACGUGUUGGCCCGCAGCAACUUGACUGAAGUCCUUCUGAAUGUGGAGUAUAUGAUGGAGCUCAUGGACCCUGCUCUGCAGCUAGGAGAAGGCUCCUAUUAUUUAACCACCACCUACGGGGUCCUGGAGCAUAUCAAGAACUAUGACAAAAUCACUGUGACACGGCAGCUGAGCAUGGAGGUUCAGGACUCCAUCCACCGCUGGGAGCGACGGAGAACGCUGAACAAGGCCCGGGCUUCCCGCUCCUCAGUGCAGGAUUUCAUCUGUAUCUCCUUUCUGGAAGUCAGUGGUCAAUCAAGGACACUUGCUUCCCGUCGCGAUACCACAGCUGAGCAGCUGAGCCAGCAGUGUGCCGAGAAGUUUGAAGUGUCCCAUCCCAAGGACUAUGGACUCUUUGUUUAUGUUGAUGACCAGUGUCUGCAGCUGGACAAAGAUGCCCUCCCACACCAUAUCAAAGCCUCCCUUCUGAAGAGCGAAACCAAGAAAGAUUUCCAUUUUAUUUAUAAACCAAUUGACCAUAAAACCCCACCAGUUCCAGUUGUUAAAGAGUCAGACUUUUCCUAA